AUGAGGCUUUACACCAGGAGUUGGCCUUUUACCGAGCCUCCAACCCACAGAUAUGCCACCUUAGCCGCCCCCCUGUACCCCCUAACCAAAGGGGCAGCCCCGUUUGUUUGGAGACCUGAACAGCAACAGGCCUUUGAUGAGAUCAAGAAGGCCCUCCUGUCGGCACCCGCUCUGGCCCUGCCAGACGUGACUAAGCCGUUCGUCCUUUUUGUGGAUGAGCGGAGUGGAGUGGCUCGGGGAGUGUUGACCCAGCAAUGGGGACCGUGGAAGAGACCUGUCGCCUAUUUGUCAAAAAAAUUAGACCCAGUAAGUAGUGGAUGGCCUGCCUGUUUGAGAGUAGUGGCGGCAGUGGCCCUCCUAGUUAAAGAUUCUGACAAACUGACACUGGGACAGAAACUUACUGUAGUUGCUCCACAUGCGUUGGAGAGUGUAAUUCGGCAACCACCCGAGAGAUGGAUGUCGAAUGCCAGAAUGACUCACUACCAAACCUUAUUCCUGAAUCGUGAUCGAGUAGAGUUUGCCCCCCCUGCCAUUCUAAACCCGGCCACUCUGCUCCCCGAUUUGGGGAAGGAAGUGCUUCAUACCUGCCAGGAAAUCCUGGCUGAGGAGACAGGCACCCGCCAGGACUUGCAAGAUCAGCCCUUAGGAGGACCAGGACUUUUGACUUGGUAUACGGACGGGAGCAGUUACAUCAUGGAUGGUAAGAGAAUGGCUGGAGCUGCAGUAGUAAAUGAUGACCGGAUUGUAUGGGCCAGUGGACUCCCAACGGGCACCUCUGCACAGCGAGCAGAACUCAUCGCCCUGACUCAGGCCCUAAGGAUGGCAGAAGUAAACGUGAGCAAAAAUCAAGCAAUAUCUGGAAAAAGACUUCGAGGAGAUCGCCCAGGAGCUUAUUGGGAAGUUGACUUCACUGAAAUUAAGCCUGCUAAGUAUGGAUAUAAGUACCUUCUAGUUUUCCUAGACACAUUUUCAGGAUGGACAGAGGCGUUCCCCACAAAAACUGAGACAGCUCAGACGGUGUCUAAAAAGAUCCUUGAAGAGAUAUUUCCCAGAUUUGGGAUCCCAAAGGUAAUUGGCUCCGACAACGGCCCUGCCUUUGUUGCCCAGGUUACGAGCCUUGGAGGCUGUGCAGAAAGAGGUGUGGGCCUCCAUCAAGGAAGCCUAUCGGCCAGAGGACCUCUCAGUGCCUCACCAGUUCCAGGUGGGAGACCCUGUCUACGUGAGAAGGAACCGGACAGGAAACCUCGAGCCACGGUGGAAGGGACCUUUCAUCGUCCUCCUGACUACUCCCACAGCUGUGAAAGUGGACGGCGUCUCUUCCUGGAUACACGCUUCACAUCUAAAGAAGGCACCCCCGUCGGACCCAGACUGGCGAAUCAGCCUCGCCUCCCAACCCCAGCCCCGGAGAAGAUCCUAGCUCCACCAACAAACCCUGUCAUUCCUUCAGCUGUCCCCGUCUUUGCUCCUAGCCCACUGACCUUCUUUUCUAGCAAUGGACAGCGCCUCCUCAACCUCGUUGAGGGAGCUUUCAGAGUCCUAAAUGCCACCAACCCUAAAACUACCGAGUCCUGUUGCUUGGUUCUGAAGAUGCCUCAGUUACUGCAAAACAUUAAUGGGAUCAUUGAAGCCUUUGAGGGCUACACCAGGACACAGGGCAACUGUGAGAAACCCCAUGUUCUGGCCACUGUGGGUGAAGUCUUGCUCCUGCUGGAUGAAGACUACUCAGGGACUGUGGAAUUCAAGGAAUUCCUGGUGUUGGUGUUUAAAGUUGCCCAGGCCUGUUUCAAGACCCUGACUGAGAGUCCUGAGGGAGCCUGUGGAUCUCAAGAGUUGUAA
Messenger RNA from Manis javanica (Malayan pangolin), 1836 nucleotides. NCBI's taxonomy places the organism in Eukaryota, Metazoa, Chordata, Mammalia, Pholidota, Manidae. The record is from RefSeq and is a predicted model, not a curated record.